AUUCAUUACAUCUCUCCCAUGUUAACUUCUUAAAAUCUUAACCUUUAGAAACUCCGUCACGAUUUUAAUAUUAAUUCUCAUAAUCAAUAAGGUCAUUAACCCACAUAAAAGACGUCCAUUUAACUUGUACUCGUUCCUAUCUUUCUAUAAUAAUUUAAAGGUAUUUAAUGAAUAAUUUGCUAAGAAAUAAAAGCGCAAGAUCCUUAAUCGGUUUCGUUUAAACGAUAUUAGGACCCGGCGAAAAUUUGUCCCCUUUGAACUCUAGGAAAUGGCGGAUGUGACGUCAGAUAUGCACGAUGCAGAACGUAGCAACUGUGUCGAUUGUCAUUGGCUGAUCGCUCGCCACCUUCCACGAUCAGUACCGUGGAGGUUCUGCUCCCAAACCUUUGACGUGUGGUGUGUGUCGACAAAAAGUGAGGAAAUAACGCAACCAUCGUGGACGAGGUUGCCGUUGAAGGAUAUUUUUACAGUUAGUUUACGUCGUUGUGUGUUGUGUAGUGUGUGUGUGUGUGUGUGUUUGUGUGUAUAUCUCCGUUUCUUUAUCGUCUUACUUGGAGCCGAACCCCUUAAAGAUGGGGUGUGCAAUGAGUGCCGAAGAGAGAGAGGCUCUAGAACGAAGCAAACAGAUAGAGAAGAACCUUAAAGAAGAUGGUCUUCAAGCGGCAAAGGAUAUAAAAUUACUAUUAUUAGGUGCCGGUGAAUCGGGCAAGAGCACUAUCGUGAAACAAAUGAAAAUUAUUCAUGAUAGUGGUUUCACAGCGGAGGAUUUCAGGCAGUACAAACCCGUAGUGUACAGUAAUACUAUACAGUCAAUGGUAGCUAUACUACGAGCGAUGCCAAAUUUGAGUAUUAGUUUUGCCAAUAAUGAAAGGGAGGCUGAUGCGAAGAUGGUUUUCGACGUGGUGGGAAGAAUGGAAGAUACUGAACCAUUUUCCGAAGAACUGCUUAGCGCUAUGAAACGGUUGUGGGUGGAUGCCGGAGUUCAAGAAUGUUUCGGAAGAUCCAACGAAUAUCAGCUCAAUGACAGCGCCAAAUAUUUCAUCGACGAUUUAGACCGAUUGGGUUCUAAAGAUUACAUGCCUACGGAACAAGAUAUUCUUAGAACUAGAGUCAAAACUACAGGAAUAGUAGAAGUUCAUUUUUCUUUUAAAAACCUGAAUUUUAAGUUAUUCGAUGUAGGAGGUCAGAGGUCAGAGAGGAAGAAGUGGAUUCACUGCUUCGAAGACGUAACGGCUAUUAUAUUUUGUGUGGCUAUGAGUGAAUACGAUCAAGUUCUUCAUGAAGAUGAAACAACUAAUCGUAUGCAAGAAAGCCUCAAAUUGUUUGAUUCUAUAUGUAAUAAUAAAUGGUUCACUGAUACAUCAAUUAUUUUGUUUCUUAACAAAAAAGAUUUAUUCGAAGAGAAAAUUAAGAAAUCACCACUCACUAUUUGUUUUCCUGAAUAUACAGGUGCCCAAGAGUAUGGAGAAGCAGCAGCCUAUAUUCAAGCUCAGUUUGAAGCCAAGAAUAAAUCAACCACCAAAGAUAUCUACUGCCAUACGACAUGUGCCACAGAUACCACGAACAUACAAUUUGUGUUUGAUGCAGUAACUGAUGUGAUCAUUGCUAACAAUCUGCGAGGAUGCGGACUCUAUUAAAAGAAAAGGACUCCGUUCUCCCGUCGUAAGAUGUCUCGCCUAGGGUUAAAAAUCCAAAAGCUUGAAUUCAGUGGAUUAUCAAAACCAAAAUUUCUUUCAUUUGUAAUUGCUGUUGUUUUCAAAUUGGUGAUUUGUACUCUGCAAAAAGGUACAAGAGAACGGGCGAGAAGUAGAAAAGAUAAGAAAUUUUGUGGUUAAUAAGGUGACGGGACUGUAGCCUCGGGCACUUUAUACUUUAACCACUAUUCUACCAACCAUCUAGUCAUGUGCAAGCUAUUUGAACCCAGAAAUGCUUCGGCUUAGAGUAUCCCGGAUUUGAUGCUUUUCUUGUGAUUGUUAUUUGCCAGAAGUUUGGCAAACCGUGUCUAAUGGCCCAUCUUUUCAUUCGUUGUAUUGAAUAAUUGCAUUUGAUGAAUGUCUUUAGCUGGCGUACUAGAAAGGUUAUCCUCAUGGCUGAUGGAUAAAUUGAAAUCAUAUAAAAAUAUCAAUCGAAAUUUUCACAUUUCAAAACUGGUCGGGGCACAAUUUCAAAUCUUAAUCUCUUUUUGAUUCAUAAUAUAACAAUUAAAAAUGAUAAUGAUGAUGAUUAAAAAAAAAAAAAAACUUAAAUUUACUUGACCAUCUUUCGCUCUUCACAAAAAUUUUUGCAUUUGACAAUGCAUCACUGGCAGUCUUACAUAAAAAAAAAAAAAAAACCUCAUGAAAUGUGCCUCAAUUGUUAAUUUAGGAAAGGAAGGAGAAAUCUAGGUCACAAGAUCAAACCGACGAGUAGAUAUGGGACCAUGUUAUCACUAAAGAGGAUGGUAUCACCAGUGGCGUCACCAUGCACAUUCUAUUUGGCUUCUGUGCCAAUAUCAUUAUUCUUCAUAUUCUCUGUGCAUUUCUUCUGUUCGGGUAUGCAGUAUCUGCAAUCUUGCCCAGUACACUAAUCAAAUGUGUUUAGCAUUUUUAAGAAAAAAACAAAGCAGAAUGGUUUGCACAGGAUGCUCACCAGUGAAAUAUCAUCAUCAUACAUGAUAAUGGGGAUGAAGGACUACUUUUUUGGUAACAGAUGAUAACCAUUUAUUGUUGUUUUCAUAAUCUACAUAACCUACAUUCUGAGUUUAAUCUGUGAUGUAAAUAAAUCUCUGUUUAUCCAUUAUUGGCAAUAUGGCUCUAAAAGUAACAUCCCUACAAUCUAUUUGACUGUUCCUUUCUUCCUAUUUAUCAUAAAUAUUUCUUGCUUACAUUAAUAAUGAUUCUUUACCUUUGGCUUGUCUUUGCCAGAAAAUUUUUUCCAUCAAUUUUAUUUUUUCUAGAUUUGAAAACGAUGCAAAAUUGUUCUAAAUCAUCCCUGUGUUCGGCCUUUGUCAUAACUCUUAACAUUAUGACGCAAGUCUCGAGGUCGAGCAUGACAUGUAUUAAGCUAAACAGUUGAAUAAAUUUUAGUAGUAGUUCUCAAAAAA
Molecule: messenger RNA, 3082 nt
Organism: Centruroides sculpturatus (bark scorpion)
Lineage: Eukaryota; Metazoa; Arthropoda; Arachnida; Scorpiones; Buthidae
Gene: Galphao
Product: guanine nucleotide-binding protein G(o) subunit alpha
Exons: 9
Coding region: 573-1637 (354 amino acids)
Biological process (GO): adenylate cyclase-modulating G protein-coupled receptor signaling pathway
Cellular component (GO): heterotrimeric G-protein complex
Molecular function (GO): G-protein beta/gamma-subunit complex binding; G protein-coupled receptor binding; GTP binding
Source: RefSeq, a predicted model, not a curated record